Molecule: messenger RNA, 478 nt
Organism: Paramecium pentaurelia
Lineage: Eukaryota; Ciliophora; Oligohymenophorea; Peniculida; Parameciidae
Source: the annotation of a GenBank genome assembly
AUGGAUAUAUAUAAAUAGAUUAAUAUCAUUUUGAAUGAAGCUGAAAUAUAAGAGAAUAUGAAGGAUUUCUAAUUAGUAUAACAUGUUUUAGCGUUUUCUGAUAAUACAUUUUAAUAUAGAAUAAUUUAAUAAAAAGAUACAGGAAAUAACAAAAUAUGCUCAGCAACUUUAAUUAAUAAUACUUUAUAUUAUUAAUGUUUUGAUUGUUGUAAAGAGCCUAAUCAUGUUUAUUUUUAAGAAUGCUUUAUACCAGAAAAACAUAAAAGUAUUAUUAUAUUUCUUUUUACAUUAGAUCAUGCAGUGACAUAUGAUUAUUUAAAAUUUGGAUUUUAUGGUUGUGGAGAUAUAUUGAUAAUGAAGAAAAAAUCACUUUGUAAUAAACAUUCGCAAAUUCAAAAUGAAAUUACAAUUCCUGAGAAAUUAUUUGGGUGUAAGAAUUUAUACAAUCAAUCUAGUAAAUGUGAUAGAAAGAUUUUGA